Quercus robur (English oak) is the source of this 2173-nucleotide messenger RNA. RefSeq names its product LEAF RUST 10 DISEASE-RESISTANCE LOCUS RECEPTOR-LIKE PROTEIN KINASE-like 2.1. Gene Ontology annotation, biological process: protein phosphorylation. Gene Ontology annotation, molecular function: protein kinase activity; polysaccharide binding; ATP binding. The transcript has 3 exons. Bases 23 to 1891 code for a protein of 622 amino acids. Lineage: Eukaryota; Viridiplantae; Streptophyta; Magnoliopsida; Fagales; Fagaceae. The record is from RefSeq and is a predicted model, not a curated record.
UCCUCAUUCCAUUUCCACCACAAUGCUGCACCCAGUCACCUCCCCUCUGCUUAAUUUCUUCCUCUUCCUUUCACUCCUCUCCGUCGCUGUCGCCGUCGCCACCACGACGUCGUUUGCCGACGAAUGUUAUCAUCAGCCGCCCUUCGACUGUGGGCCCUUUAAGAAUCUCUCUUACCCCUUCACCUCCGAACUCCAGCCCUCCCAGUCCCACUGCGGCCAGCCCGAGUUACGACUCACCAACUGCGACCCCACCGCGUCACCCGAGUUGACCAUCCCCCCACUGAGUUACCGAGUCCUCCGACUCAACCAGGCCAACAAAACCAUGACCCUUGCCCGCUCAGACCUAUGGAACAACACGUGCCUCGCGGAUCAAUUCACAAAUUCCACGAUUCUAAAUUCUACUAUUCUGAAUUACACAACCGACAAUGAGGACCUCACUAUCUACUAUGGUUGCUUCUUUAAUUACACGGUGAUGCCAAUGCCUGCUAAUCUCUUUAAUUGUAGCAGCACUAAUGAGGAGGAAAUGAGCGCUUCUUUUUAUCUGACCGGUCCGGUUCCGGGAGAUCCAAUUCUCAAUAUUACCACCUGCCACGUCGGGGUCACACUCAAAAUCCUUCAAACGGCGGCGUUUCAGCUAACAAGCAAACAGGCCUCACUUAGGGAGGUUUUGAUGGAAGGUUUUAAUGCGACUUAUAGUGAUUGUGUCUCUCAGCCGUGUCCCAACUCCAAGUCAGGCUAUUCCUCUAAGUGGUGGAAUCAAUCGUUUAAAGGUGUUGUGGCUGGUAUUGCUGGGACCAUAGCAGUUAUCUUUGUUAUGAUCAUUUGCUACCUCAAAAGAGAACAAUUAUCAAAUAUGGGAGUGAUUAGCAAGAAGAAAACCAAAGACAAUCAAUAUGCCAAGGCUUUUGUAAUGAAUCAAGGCUCACUCGCUCCUAAGCGAUACAGUUAUUCAAAUAUUAAGAAAAUGACCCAUUCAUUCAAAAACAAACUAGGUCAAGGUGGAUUUGGAAGUGUAUACAAAGGAAAGCUAUUAGACGAUCGUCUAGUAGCAGUUAAAGUCAUCAAUGAGUUGAAAGGCAAUGGAGAAGAAUUUAUUAACGAAGUUGCUAGCAUUAGCCGAACUUCUCAUGUUAACGUCGUCACUCUUUUGGGUUAUUGUUAUGAGAGAACUAAAAGAGUUCUAGUCUAUGAAUUCAUGCCUAAUGGAUCUUUGGAUAAGUUCAUAUGCAACCCAGAAUCUUCUAGCACAAAUUGUCAGUUAGAACAGAAAACACAUUUUAAAAUUGCAGUUGGCGUUGCUCGAGGAUUAGAGUACUUGCAUCGUGGUUGUAUCACGAGGAUUUUGCAUUUUGACAUAAAACCUCAAAAUAUUCUACUAGAUGAUGAUUUUUGUCCAAAAAUAUCUGAUUUUGGCCUUGCUAGACUAUGCCCAAAGAAGGAGAGUAUUGUAUCUAUGUUGGGUGCAAGAGGAACUAUAGGAUACAUAGCACCGGAGGUUUUUAGUAGAAAUUUUGGAGGAGUCUCUCACAAGUCUGAUGUUUAUAGCUAUGGAAUGUUGAUUCUUGAAAUGGUUGGAGUGAAUAAGAAUUUUGAUGCAGAAGUCUCACAUACUAGUGAGAGAUAUUUUCCAGAUUGGAUUUAUCAAAACCUAAAUUUGGGUGAGAAUGUCGAAAACAACACGGGCAUAAUAGAGGAGGACGAACAAAUGAAACGAAAAAUGAUUUUAGUGGGCUUGUGGUGCAUUCAGACCAUUCCAACAAAUAGGCCAUCCAUGACUAAGGUGGUGGAGAUGUUGGAAGGUAGUGUUCAUUCCAUAAAAAUUCCUCCAAAACCCUUCUUGUUUUCUCCUACAAGGUCAGUGCAAUAUUCUUCAUCAACAUCAUUACCAUAAAAAUUGGUGUGGGGGCGAAAAAUCUACAUGAUCCCAUCAGCAACAAUUCCAUUUGCUGAAAGAUUUCAUUUUGCAAAUGGAAUCGUUGCUCACUAAUGCUAAGUAGUAGUUUGGAUGGAAGACCGAAGUAUGGGGACAAAUGUAACUUGAGACAAAGGGGGCCAUGGUUCCCCGAGCCCCAAAGACUUUUAUUUUGUUUUAUUAUUAUUUUUUAUGUAAUAUUUAUAUAUAGCUAAUUGUCUCAUGUAAUAUGUAUAUAUAUGACCCUCUCUUAAGAAUUAA